Messenger RNA from Lingula anatina, 351 nucleotides. RefSeq lists its product as uncharacterized. The record is from RefSeq and is a predicted model, not a curated record. Lineage: Eukaryota; Metazoa; Brachiopoda; Lingulata; Lingulida; Lingulidae.
AUGACGAUGGUGAAGAAGAUGGGAACAAGUGUAUUCCGAUUCUACAACAGACGCGGCAAGCUACGAUAUCCAGAGAUACUCGUGAUCUUCAACAUGGCAAAGGUUAAGAUGUUUGCGGCUUUGCUUGUGGUUAUGAUACUGGUGCAGAUGUUUGCUGAUUCUGACGCUUGGCGUAGACGUAGAAGGCGCAGGCGUAAUGGAAAGAAAAUUGAGGACGCUGUGGACGUUGACGCUGCAAACAUUGACACGAACCAGCUGUCCGACCACGAGCGUGACAUGAUCAUCGAUCUGCUCAAGGACGACAUGAACGAUCCCGGUGACAAACCGGACGGAUACCAAGAAGAUGAAUAA